AUGGUGAGUUCAAGGAACUGGAAUCAGCUUUCUCGGAGCAUCCUAAUGGCGUUUCCAUCCAAAGUUGAGCAACACUAUCUAUGGCCAAAGGAAUUUGUAAUCCACUCAGACCACGAGGCUUUAAAACACUUCAAGGGUCAAACGAAGCUCAAUAAACUUCAUGCGAAGUGGGUAGAAUACUUGGAGUCAUUUCCAUACGUGAUAAAGUAUAAGAAAGGUAAGGAAAACGUUGUUGCCGACGCCCUAUCACGAAGGUAUGCACUUGUCAACUUAAUUGAUUAUAAGUUGCUUGGUUUUGAAUUUAUGAAAGAUUUGUAUGAAACUGAUGCCGAUUUUGGUGAAAUCUAUAAGAGUUGUUUGCAUGGUGCGAUUGACAAGUAUUUUCAGCAUGAAGGCUACCUUUUUCUUGAAGGUAAGAUGUGUAUACCUCAAGGUUCUGUCCAGGAGAUGCUUGUCAAUGAAGCCCAUAGUGGUGGACUUAUGGGUCAUUUUAGAGUUGCAAAGACUCUAGCAAUGUUGCACGAACACUUCUAUUAG
Molecule: messenger RNA, 537 nt
Organism: Gossypium arboreum
Lineage: Eukaryota; Viridiplantae; Streptophyta; Magnoliopsida; Malvales; Malvaceae
Exons: 2
Coding region: 1-537 (178 amino acids)
Source: RefSeq, a predicted model, not a curated record